UCCCCUGCACGUUUCUGCUUUCACGUAUUUGUGCAGUAGACGCAUCAUUGACAGCCCCGAGUUCCUUAUGAUGAAAUACCAGUGUUGUCAAUAGACAGGUUAUCAAUUCUUAAUGUUAUCUGUCAUCUAUCUAGCCAAGGCGAGACGCAAGACCACAAUAUCCGAGGCAACCCUUUGAACCGGCGUUUCUCGCUAAAUCGUCAGCUUUGCCCAAGUCAAAAGCCCCCCGAGGUCGGGGAAAUCGUGCGUUUUCGCUCCACACCAAAGCUGCACCAGCGCUACUAAACAAUUUCUUCGGGAUCGCUCGGGGGAGAAACGUGAGCAGAAAGAAGAAUGUGAAAUGGACUGAGUUGCUGUGAGAAACAUUGAAGGUCGGGGGAAAGAGAAGAUAUUGGAUUUUAUUAGGAAUUUUCCCAUUUAUCAAAUUAAGGUUUGUCCACAGACGUCACAAUGAUGACUACAAGAGACCCAAAGCCCAAGAAGACACAACCCAAAGACAGCUUGACGUUGUUGCCUUGCUUCUAUUUUGUAGAGCUGCCCAUUGUGGCUUCUUUUAUGGUGUCGCUCUACUUCUUGGAGCUGACGGACCUGCUCCACCCGGCCCAGGUGGGUUUCCGUUGCCAUGACCGCACGCUGAGCAUGCCCUACGUGGACGGUGGAGACGAGCUCAUCCCUCUACUCAUGCUGCUCAGCCUGGCCUUUGCUGGGCCGGCCGCCUCGAUAAUGAUAGGGGAGGGCCUGGUCUACUGCAUGCAGUCACACCUUAAGAUCCGCCCUGGGGUGGAGGGCAGCAUCAACGCCGGCGGGUGCAACUUUAACUCCUUCCUACGGCGAACGGUGCGCUUCGUAGGCGUCCAUGUGUUUGGGCUGUGUGCCACGGCUCUAGUAACUGAUGUGAUCCAGUUGGCCACAGGCUAUCACUCCCCCUUCUUUCUGACCGUGUGUAAGCCCAACUACACUCAGCCAGGUGUGGCAUGUGACAAAAACCCCUACAUCACCAAGGAUAUCUGCUCCAGCCACGACCAGCACGCCAUCCUCUCUGCCAGGAAAACCUUUCCCUCCCAGCAUGCAACCCUGUCUGCAUUUGCUGCUGUGUACAUAUCAAUGUACUUCAACUCAACCAUCUCAGACAGCACCAAGCUGCUAAAGCCAGUGUUGGUGUUUGCGUUUGCCAUCGCUGCGGCACUAACCGGACUGACCCAGAUCACCCAGUACCGCAGCCACCCCAUCGACGUCUACGUGGGGUUCCUCAUAGGGGCCGGCAUCGCUGCCUACCUGGCUUUCCACGCCGUUGGCAACUUCAGGUCCUCCGACGACAUCAUCAUGAAGCCAGCUCCGACCCCCCAGAAGGAGGACGCCCUACGAGCUCUGACCCAGCGGGGCCACGAUUCAGUCUACAACAAAGGUGUAGCUUCAGCGUCGGAGAGCGCUGACGAGAUCGCUGCGCCCCCCUCCCUGGACCGGCUGGAAGGCAUGGGGCGUCCGCUGCAGCGCGAGAAAGCCUCCAUGGGCAGCCUGAAGAGGGCCAGCGUGGACGUGGAGCUCCUGGCACCCCGCAGCCCCAUGGGUCAGCAGACCAUGGUGACCUUCAGCAACACGCUGCCCAGAGCUAGCAUGAAUGCGAAUGGGGGCAUGGGCACUAAUGUGGCACCCGACGAUUCCAUGAUGCAGCCCACCCAGCCUGUAAAGAGGAGGCUGAAGGCUGUGCAGGUGCCCAUGGACCCCAUGCGCUCACAGCAGCUGGUGACAGAGUGGAAGCAGAAGUCCAUGGAGAUGCGGGGUCUGAGCCUCAGAGAUGAGGCAGAGCGGGAGGCCAGUGAGGAGGGCUCCGAAGGGGAAGAGGAGGUGUCUGAGGACGGGGGGCCACAGGCCUCGUUAUACCCAUCUACGGUGCAGUCCAACAGUGGAGCUUCCACUGGCCAAAUCCCCAUAAGUGUGGGGCCUCCGGGGGGUGUGAGGGUGGUGGCAACCCCCAGACCCCCCCACAUCCCAGAGACAGGUCCGCCGCCGGUGUCGCCCAAGAGCGCAUUGACCCGCGCCAAGUGGCUGUCAAUCACGGAGAAGAGCAGUGGCAGCGGGUCGCUUCGGGGGGCUCCCAACCAGCCACGCAUCAUGCAGGUGAUCGCAAUGUCCAAACAGCAGGGCCUUCUCCAGUCCUCCUCCUCGGGGGACACACCCAAGUCCUCCGAGACCACCUCCACCUCCUCCUGCACCUCCUCUACGGCCAGCGCCGACUCGCCCCACUACCGCCCGCCCUUGGAGGCCCAGCGCAAUUCGGCCAUCAUCACGGUAGACGCCCACGCCCCCCACUACCCUGUGGUGCACACUGCCCCCCAGCCCUCCUCUGGCAAUGGGAAUCCCUGGAAGUGGAGAGACGCGUCUGAUGGCAGUGACCCUCGCGACGCCUACGAGCUAAACAACCUGAACCGCAGCGCUGCUCGAGGCAGCUUCCGGCCGCACCAGACCAUCUCGCCCUGCUCCUCCACUGGUGACGGCGACCACGAAGUGCUCCCCCCUCCACCUCUUCCUCACACCGAGGUCCUCCAUGACGGGCGAAGCCGAGAGUCCACUUUACAACGCAAGACCGCCCUAGUUCAAUUUCAAAACAAGACUGGACAGGAGAACUACUAUAAAAAACUACAGGGUGCCCGGAGGAAUAAGGAGUAGUUACUAACUAACUCUCUUACUAACUAAAUAACUAACUAACUAACUAGUUAGUCUUACUAACUAACUAACUAAUUAGCCUUACAGUCAAACCACAAAACCUUGACUGACAAGCUGGGGUCUGCUGCUAUGCAGCUCUCAGACUUUGUGUGAUGUUAUCAAAUGAGUUCCGCAAUACGGCGGUAGCCUACAUGUGUAUGAUGUAUGCUAGCUGGAGGAAUACAUCUUGAGUGGAUGUGGAACUGGUGAGUGUCAUAGCAGGUCUGUGCAAAAAGGGAUGCUGAGGUAUUUCAUUUCAGGAGCACAAAGAAGCUUUUCAAAGAUUAAAAUGGGAAGAACACCACCACGCAACACAAACCAAAAAACACAUUUGAAGGAUAACGUAUUAAAGCUCCAUCUACUGAGCUGAACCAGGAAGUUUUGAAACAUUUACAACAUCUUCAUUGACUCCAUCUUCCUUUCAAUGAUUCCUGUUACUCAAUGGGCUGAUUGUCUAGUGUUGGUAUGGCAUUGACUCUAUGUUGUGGACUUUUUGUUGUUAAUACUUAAUUGCUAAUGUGUAGAUUCUGAGCAUGUAUGUCUGUGUGUUUGGGAAAGUGGGUCAGGUGCUUGUGUGUAUGGGUGUUGGGUGUAUGGGUGUUUGUGUUAAAGAAGCACAGUAUGUUUAAAAAUAUAUAUAUUCUGCUGUAUUCAGCAGAAUGUGUAGGGGCCAAUGAUGGUGCCAAUUCUCAACAAAGUUCAGACCUUGAUCUUAACUCUAAAGCUGAAGAACAACAACAAUUUUAACCUGAACUUCUUCUGUUGUAGAAUACUGACAGGACUGAAUGAAAGUAAGUUGUGUAAAGGAGUGCUUUUCAAUUUCAACUUCUCCAUAUGGAUCUUACUUUUGAGAGUGCUACUAGAGUGCCUCAUAAACUGACUUAAAGCAUAAACCGUGUGUAUUUUUUACUGGACAUGUUAUACGAGAACAAAACUACAAUAAGGAAAGUCCCAUCAGGGGAACAGUCAUUCUAUCAAAGCAAUAGCGGCAGUACGAGGCAGAAUGUGUCAAAUAGGAUGGGUAAUAUUGACGGUUUCCUUUUUGCUGAUCGUUGAAACCUUCGAAGUGAACAUGCACACAAAUCAAUACACUCCUGUGGAUGGACUACUGCACGUUAUGUACAUGAUUGUCAGGUUGGAAGUACUACUUUGUCAGUAAACAAAAAAAAUACAUUAAAAGUUGUCAUUAGUAACUGAACUGUUAAGCACUAGUGUGGCAAAUGUUGUAUAUCUGAGGCAUGUUUGGUUCUUAAUGUCCACCAAAGCCCUCCAACUGACAAUCACAAGUUGGAUCAUCAAUUCCUCACAAACACUUCAGUACAGUAUGCGCUGUAUUUGGGCUUCAUUCGAAGUGUUCUAGUGCUGCGCACUGAAAUACCAACAAUGCGCCAGCGAGAAUCCUUAGUUGCUACAUACAUUUUUUUACUUAUAAUUUAUGAUAUUUACCCAUUGAUUCUUGAAGAAUAUAA
This is a messenger RNA of Oncorhynchus tshawytscha (Chinook salmon), 4172 nucleotides long. Its product is annotated as phospholipid phosphatase-related protein type 3-like. Gene Ontology annotation, molecular function: phosphatidate phosphatase activity. Bases 451 to 2667 code for a protein of 738 amino acids. The record is from RefSeq and is a predicted model, not a curated record. The transcript has 8 exons. Lineage: Eukaryota; Metazoa; Chordata; Actinopteri; Salmoniformes; Salmonidae. Gene Ontology annotation, biological process: phospholipid dephosphorylation; signal transduction; phospholipid metabolic process.